CUACCUCACCAGUCUGUUCCGAGUCGCCCCUAAUCUCCUCUCCUCCUCCUCUCCCCUCCUGCACGUCUGGUUUAAGAGAGUGGCUUCCUUGUUUGGGGGUGGGCCAUAGUCCGUGCAUCCAGCCUUCAGUCGAUCGGAGAGGUGUUUUCCCCUGUACAGCGGAGAGAGGAACUACACGGCCAGGCGGAUAACGUUACUCACUCUGUCUGAGAAUGUACUAGUCUGAAGAAAUGGCAUGCGGAUACACUUUAAAACAAAUUACUUUAACUUGGUAGCAAUAUGGAUUAUGUCGUACUCAAGGGAAUGUGAACGGGCACCGGAGACAGACUCAGGCUGGAAGUUUUGAAGGGCCGAUCACGGCGCCUCUUCCCCGGUCCGGUGUUAUUACCGGGGUCCCAUUUUCCCGGGUAGCCCCAUGCAAAACAUAACGGCACCCGGCAGCCACAACAACAACUCUGAUGUCAUUUGCUCCUGUAACUGCACCGGUCCCCAGCCGGAGGGAAUGGAGAUAUCUGUCCUGGAGUCUGCUCAGAUCCUCCAACCUGUUGUCUUUCUCUCCGUGUCUCUCCUCUCUGUCCUCCAGCUGUCCUGGAGUCUGCUCAGAUCCUCCAACCUGUUGUCUUUCUCUCCGUGUCUCUCCUCUCUGUCCUCCAGCUGUCCUGGAGUCUGCUCAGAUCCUCCAACCUGUUGUCUUUCUCUCCGUGUCUCUCCUCUCUGUCCUCCAGCUGUCCUGGAGUCUGCUCAGAUCCUCCAACCUGUUGUCUUUCUCUCCGUGUCUCUCCUCUCUGUCCUCCAGCUGUCCUGGAGUCUGCUCAGAUCCUCCAACCUGUUGUCUUUCUCUCCGUGUCUCUCCUCUCUGUCCUCCAGCUGUCCUGGAGUCUGCUCAGAUCCUCAUCAUCCUGGUCCUGAUGACUGUAAUGCUGCUGGUGAUUGGCUGUCUGUUGAACCACUACAAGCUGUCUGCCUGCUCCUUUACGACCAGACAGAGCCAAGCCCGGAGGCAAGCACAACACCUACAGCAGGAUGUGUGUCUCUGGCCGCCGGACAGCGGCUCUCGACAAGGUGCCUCCGAGGUGGUGUAUGUGCCCCAGGCCAGGGAGAGGUUCACAGCCCCCUCCUUUAUGUCCCGGGAUCAUUUCAGUCGCUUCCAGCCCACCUACCCCUACCUGACCCACGACAUCCACCUUCCCCCCACCAUCUCCCUGUCUGACGGAGAGGAGCCCCCGCCCUACCAGGGCCCCUGCACCUUACAGCUGAGGGACCCAGAGCAGCAGUUGGAGUUAAACAGGGAGUCGGUCAGGGCCCCCCCCAAUAGAACCAUCUUCCACAGUGAAGUGAUAGACAUGCACAGUGGAGGGGGGGGAGGGCCGAGACCACCCAGCAGUAACUCUGGUAUCAGCAUAGCCAAUAGCAGCAGCCACGGACGCAUGGAACGCUCGCCUCCGGCAUAUUGCGAGGUGAUUGGUCACUUUUUUCACCACCCGCACAGCAGUAACCCACUCGGGACCUGGACCGGGGGUGGGACCAGCCAGCAGGGCCAAUCAGAAAGCACAAUACCUGCCAAGGCCAGGAAAGGGGAGGAGCUGAGGUGAGAUGGAUGAGGGACUAAGCUGUCUUAGACUCCUCCCCCCUGUAAAGAGGUGUGGCCAAUCUCUAUAUGGACCGACACUCCCAGGAUGCACAACUAAACACAACAUUAUCGCCCUGCUACAAAUACACACAACAUUAUCGACCUGCUAGAACUAAACACAACAUUAUCGACCUGCUAGAACUAAACACAACAUUAUCGACCUGCUAGAACUAAACACAACAUUAUCGACCUGCUACAACUAAACACAACAUUAUCGACCUGCUAGAACUAAACACAACAUUAUCGCCCUGCUACAACUAAACACAACAUUAUCGACCUGCUAGAACUAAACACAACAUUAUCAACCUGCUACAACUAAACACAACAUUAUCGACCUGCUAGAACUAAACACAACAUUAUCGCCCUGCUACAAAUACACACAACAUUAUCAACCUGCUACAACUAAACACAACAUUAUCAACCUGCUACAACUAAACACAACAUUAUCGGCCUGCUACAACUAAACACAACAUUAUCAACCUGCUACUGCUAAACACAACAUUAUCGGCCUGCUACAAAUACACACAACAUUAUCAACCUGCUACUGCUAAACACAACAUUAUCGGCCUGCUACAAAUAAACACAACAUUAUCGACAUGCUACUGCUAAACACAACAUUAUCGACCUGCUACAACUAAACACAACAUUAUCGACCUGCUAGAACUAAACACAACAUUAUCGACCUGCUACUGCUAAACACAACAUUGUCGACCUGCUACUGCUAAACACAACAUUGUCGACCUGCUACAACUAAACACAACAUUGUCGACCUGCUACUGCUAAACACAACAUUAUCAACCUGCUACAAAUACACACAACAUUAUCGACCUGCUACAACUAAACACAACAUUGUCGACCUGCUACAACUAAACACAACAUUAUCAACCUGCUACAAAUACACACAACAUUAUCGACCUGCUACAACUAAACACAACAUUGUCGACCUGCUACUGCUAAACACAACAUUAUCGCCCUGCUACAACUAAACACAACAUUAUCAACCUGCUACAAAUACACACAACAUUAUCGACCUGCUACAACUAAACACAACAUUGUCGACCUGCUACUGCUAAACACAACAUUAUCGCCCUGCUACAACUAAACACAACAUUAUCAACCUGCUACAAAUACACACAACAUUAUCGACCUGCUACAACUAAACACAACAUUAUCGACCUGCUACAAAUAAACACAACAUUAUCGUCCUGCUACAACUAAACACAACAUUAUCGUCCUGCUACAAAUACACACAACAUUAUCGUCCUGCUACAACUAAACACAACAUUAUCGUCCUGCUACAAAUACACACAACAUUAUCAACCUGCUACAAAUAAACACAACACAGAGAGGAACCAAGCAUAAAUACAUUUCUUUUUUCAUUAAUUGAAAGUCCGUACCGACCCCGAGCUGGACUGGGUGGUUUUAUACAGACCAGGGUCUGUACUGACCCCGAGCUGGACUGGGUGGUUUUAUACAGACCAGGGUCUGUACUGACCCCGAGCUGGACUGGGUGGUUUUAUACAGACCAGGGUCUGUACUGACCCCGAGCUGGACUGGGUGGUUUUAUAUAGACCAGGGUCUGUACUGACCCCGAGCUGGACUGGGUGGUUUUAUACAGACCAGGGUCUGUACUGACCCCGAGCUGGACUGGGUGGUUUUAUACAGACCAGGGUCUGUACUGACCCCGAGCUGGACUGGGUGGUUUUAUACAGACCAGGGUCUGUACUGACCCCGAGCUGGACUGGGUGGUUUUAUACAGACCAGGGUCUGUACUGACCCCGAGCUGGACUGGGUGGUUUUAUACAGACUAGGGUCUGUACUGACCCCGAGAUGGACUGUGUGGUUUUAUUAAGACCAGGGUCUGUACUGACCCCGAGCUGGACUGGGUGGUUUUAUACAGACCAGGGUCUGUACUGACCCCGAGCUGGACUGGGUGGUUUUAUACAGACCAGGGUCUGUACUGACCCCGAGCUGGACUGGGUGGUUUUAUACAGACCAGGGUCUGUACUGACCCCGAGCUGGACUGGGUGGUUUUAUACAGACCAGGGUCUGUACUGACCCCGAGCUGGACUGGGUGGUUUUAUACAGACCAGGGUCUGUACUGACCCCGAGCUGGACUGGGUGGUUUUAUAUAGACCAGGGUCUGUACUGACCCCGAGCUGGACUGGGUGGUUUUAUACAGACCAGGGUCUGUACUGACCCCGAGCUGGACUGGGUGGUUUUAUACAGACCAGGGUCUGUACUGACCCCGAGCUGGACUGGGUGGUUUUAUACAGACCAGGGUCUGUACUGACCCCGAGCUGGACUGGGUGGUUUUAUACAGACCAGGGUCUGUACUGACCCCGAGCUGGACUGGGUGGUUUUAUACAGACCAGGGUCUGUACUGACCCCGAGCUGGACUGGGUGGUUUUAUAUAGACUAGGGUCUGUACUGACCCCGAGAUGGACUGGGUGGUUUUAUACCGACCAGGGUCUGUACACAACCAAGCUGGACUGGGUGGUUUUAUACAGACCAGGGUCUGUACUGACCCCGAGCUGGACUGGGUGGUUUUAUACCGACCAGGGUCUGUACACAACCAAGCUGGACUGGGUGGUUUUAUACCGACCAGGGUCUGUACACAACCAAGCUGGACUGGGUGGUUUUAUACCGACCAGGGUCUGAACACAACCAAGCUGGAGAAGGAACGACUCAAACAUCCAAAUCUUAGUGCCAAGGUUACCGUGGAAACAGAGGAGAGGAACUGACGUGUCUAUGUAACUAACAAUAAAAAUAAUAAGCGUUC
Messenger RNA from Oncorhynchus kisutch (coho salmon), 4412 nucleotides. RefSeq names its product low-density lipoprotein receptor class A domain-containing protein 4-like. The transcript is spliced from 4 exons. The record is from RefSeq and is a predicted model, not a curated record. Gene Ontology annotation, molecular function: R-SMAD binding. Bases 459 to 1592 code for a protein of 377 amino acids. Gene Ontology annotation, cellular component: Golgi membrane; early endosome membrane. Gene Ontology annotation, biological process: negative regulation of transforming growth factor beta receptor signaling pathway. NCBI's taxonomy places the organism in Eukaryota, Metazoa, Chordata, Actinopteri, Salmoniformes, Salmonidae.